UAUCAAAUAGGAAGUAAACAUUCUGCAAUUGUCUUAUAUUUUUGAUAUUCCCUUGAAAGUCAUUAAUUAUGAAAUUGUAUUUUAGAUCUUAUAAUUAAUAGGGCUACAUUUUAGUCUAUUUUCUAGAGGCUAUUCAGUUGUUUACUAUUCUGGUCAUACAUAAAACUAAUAUUACAUAAAAAUUUUACUUCUAGGGUCAUUAAGAAUGUGGAAACAAGCAAAAGUUGACUGGGUAAGUGAGAAAAACGGAAUCUUUAAAGAUUUGGUAUCUGAAGUUGCUGAGUGGAACCCGGGAGCCCGUCUGACCUUUGCUUUGCGAAACAGACUUGAAAAAUAUUCAAUAGAUGUCAGAAAAGAAAUUGUCAACAGAGUGGUAGAUGGUUGUUCGCCAUUAUUUAAGGCCUGUAAAUUUGGAAGAUUGGAGGUUGUUGAGUACUUGAUUCAUACAUGUGGAGCUGAUAUUGAACAAAAAGGAAUAUAUGAGGUUCUUCAGGAUAGGUCAACUCAUAUUGUUACCCCAUUAUGGUGUGCAGCAGUAUCAGGGAAACUUAGCAUUGUAGAGCUUCUUCUUGAUGCUGGGGCCAAUAUCAAUGCAGUAUCUGAUAGUGGCUCAACACCAAUACGAUCGGCUUGUUUUAUGACCCAUUUUGAAGUUGUACGGUACCUGGUCCAACAUGGAGCUGAAAUCAAUACACCCAACUUCAAUGGAGGCACUUGUUUGAUAAAUUCUGUACAGAGUGUUAAGUUAUGUCAUUUUUUAUUGGAGAAUGGAGCAGAUGUUAAUGCCAAAGAUAUACAAAAUAAGACUGCUUUACAUUAUGCUAUUCAGGAACAUCGAUUGGAAUCUACUAAACUGCUGUUGGAAUAUGGGGCAGAUUAUAAUGCAAUAUCCAGGUAUGGAGAUGACGCUUUACAAAUGUCAUGCCUCAAGGGUGCUCAUGAGAUCUUCGAGUAUCUGACAGUAAAUAUAAAUUAUUCGCCAGAGAGGCUAGCCAACGCACAUGAACUCAUGGGCGCCACUUUCCUGGACGAACACAAUGGAGUGUCAAAAUGUAUGCAGCACUGGAGAAAAGCACUAAAAAUAAGGGAUGAGCACAACUUACAUCCUAAGAAACCAGCUGUAGGUUUGUACGAGGCUUAUAGGUAUCAAAAAGAAUUUGAAACAGAAGAUGAACUACUAGCUAUGUCUGGCGAUUUAGAUAAAAUUCGCAUCCAGAGUCUUUUAGUUGCUGAGAGGAUCUUGGGAAGUCAUCAUAAGGAUACCAUAUUUAGAUUAAUGUAUCGAGGUGCCUACUAUGCAGAUGUAGCUUGUUAUCAGCGUUGCAUUGAACUUUGGCGACGUGUCCUGAAAAUUCGCAUAGAAAAAGAUACCGUCUUGUAUACAGACACCUGCUUUGCUGCACAAGCGCUUGUGAAACUGAUGGUGGACUAUAAUAUAAAUUCAGCUUUAGACAAUUUUGACAAUACGGAUAGGCGAUUCCAUGACAUAGUCGAAACUUUUAUUCUACUUGCAACAAGUCUUUUAGAAAUGAGGCCAUUGAUGUUGAUCCGUCCCCAAUAUAAGAGACAACUAGACUUUUUUGAGAAGAUUUUGAGACCCCUAAAGAUGAAUUAAGGUCGGGACACAUACAGUGCGGCCCUUAAUUUAAAAGAUAAAAGGAGAAGAGAGGACUUCUCCUUUUAUCUUUUAAAUGCGUUUAUAUAAAAAUUUAAAAUUUGGCAUACAGCAUUAGCAACCUAAAUACUACUUUUUGGUCUCUAGCUCAUUUUGCAAAACUUCAAAAUGGCGGCGCGACACCAUAUUAAAAAUAAAAUUAAACAAAGAGGGGGAUCAUGCGAUACACCGUUUGAAAGCUCCCACGAAUGCUUUAUGAUCCUUGAAUAUUAAGUCAUUACUUUUACCCAUAACCAAAUAGCGGUUUCAAAAUCUUAUUUUUCGCAUUUUUUGGCACCGGUACGCCAUUUUUAAGUUUUGCAAAAUCAGCUAGGGACCAAAAAGCAGUAUUUAGGUUGCUGGUGUGUGCCAAAUUUCAAAUUUUUAUAUAAACGCAUUCGAAAGAUAAGAGAAGAGAGGGGGACAAUCAAGAGCCGCACCGUAAAUUCGUACCGACCCGGAGCGCAGCUCGACCAUGUCUCGGUACGUUAUCCACCAAACCACACAUCUCCGAGAGUGCAACUUAGCGGGGCCGCCCGUACCGAAUCGCACCUUACUCCGCAAAGUGGUCCGUUUGUUUUUUGAGUUUCCAUAGCUAUAAGUCCACAGGAAUGUUCUCACAUUCUAGGACUAGAAAUUCGGCACUAGUAGCUAUUGAGUUAGAUAAAGAACAUAGAUUAGAUAAAACUGCACAGAAACGAACGAGGUGUGCAUGGGUUUAUAGUGGAAAAAUUUAAAACAUUGUUUCCCCAUCUAAUGGAUGAUGACGAAAGUGAAGAAAAAAUUAAGGAAGAAAGACAAAUUUUGGAGGCUAUCAAUAACACCAAAAGAACGACUGGCUAUAUGUUUAAGGUAUUUUAUUAUUAACUAUAAUAUGUAUUUUUAUUUAUCUGAUAUUAAGAAUUAUCAAGAAUAAGCAAAGCCACCAUCUAUAGAUUACAAUAAGUCAGGCCACUCGACCUACUCUGAAAAACGCCCUCUCAUGUCUCCGUUCUUCGCUUUACCACGGAAGCCGGCUUCGCCGUAUUACUUUUCGCAUAUACCUUAAAUUGCCCACCUGGCGCAAGUUACGGGUUCUAACCCGCUACCUUAUGCCGACCCUGCAUAAUAAUUGUAUAAUAAGCCUUUGUCAAUAAUUAUAUUAUUAUAAAUACCAUAGAUUAUAUUGUAACCAGUUCAAUUCAAUUAUGUUUAAUUAGAUUUAAGACUUAAGUUAGGUUAA
Molecule: messenger RNA, 2876 nt
Organism: Anthonomus grandis grandis
Lineage: Eukaryota; Metazoa; Arthropoda; Insecta; Coleoptera; Curculionidae
Gene: m-cup
Product: protein fem-1 homolog CG6966
Exons: 5
Coding region: 206-1615 (469 amino acids)
Molecular function (GO): protein binding
Source: RefSeq, a predicted model, not a curated record